AUGGCGGCGUCCUGUCUUGCUCUACGCAGCAGCCGUCAGCUGCUGCUGCGGUCGCGUGUGCGGGCUGGUCCCUCACCAGUGGCCCUGCGAUCAGCUUCAAUUUCUCAAUUGAACCUCACCCGACGCAGCUUACACACUCAACAGCCUCAGCAACCCGCUACGCGCCGCGGUGUCUAUACUAGCUCCGUUGCCGCCCAUGGCGAUCCUCACCCCGAGGACAUUUUCCAGCCCCUCGACACUUUCCCCCGUCGCCACAUUGGACCCUCCCCCGAUGCGGCCUCCGAGAUGCUGGCUGCCCUGGACCCUCCAGCGGCUCAUUUGGACCAAUUUGUCAAGCAGGUCCUUCCCGAGGAUAUUCUCUCCAAGAAGGACUUGAAAGUCACUGAGCCCCAUGCCGACAUCAACCUUUAUCGCUCAAGCGUCCAGGGCGGUCUGGGCGAGACUGAUAUGCUGAAGCUGCUGGACACCUACCGUAAGCAGAUUGAUGUCUCAGGCAAGACCUACAUUGGUACUGGUUACUACCCGACCAUUGUGCCUCCGGUUAUUCUCCGUAAUGUCCUGGAGAACCCCGCCUGGUACACCAGCUAUACUCCCUACCAGCCCGAAAUCAGUCAGGGUCGUUUGGAGUCUCUGUUGAACUACCAGACUCUCUCCGCUGACCUGACUGGUCUGCCCUUCGCCAGUGCCUCCCUUCUGGAUGAGGGCACCGCUGCCGCCGAGGCCAUGACCAUGUCCUUCGCUACUAUGCCCGCCUCGAAGCAGAAGAAGGCCGAGAAGUCUUACGUCGUGUCUCACCUGUGCCACCCUCAGACCAUUGCCGUCAUGCAGUCCCGUGCCGAGGGAUUCGGAAUCAACCUGGUUGUGGGAGACAUUAUGGCUGAGAACUUCAAGUUGGUCAAGGAGCAGGGUGAUCACCUGAUUGGUGUUCUCGCUCAGUACCCUGACACCGAGGGUGGUGUCUACGACUUCCAGUCGCUCAGUGACUCCAUCCACAGCCAGGGCGGUACCUUCAGUGUUGCUACUGAUCUGCUUGCUCUGACCAUCCUCAAGGCACCCGGUGAGUUUGGUGCUGACAUUGCCUUCGGUAGCGCCCAGCGAUUGGGUGUCCCCAUGGGCUUCGGUGGUCCCCACGCUGCUUUCUUCGCCUGCGCGGACAAGUACAAGCGUAAGGUUCCUGGCCGUGUUGUCGGUGUGUCCAAGGACCGUCUUGGCAACCGUGCUCUUCGUCUGGCUUUGCAGACUCGCGAGCAGCACAUUCGUCGUGAGAAGGCCACCAGCAACAUCUGUACCGCUCAGGCUCUCCUUGCCAACAUGACUGCCAUGUACGCCAUCUACCACGGUCCCGUUGGUCUGAAGUCAAUUGCCCAGCGUAUCAUGUCUAUGACUUCUCUCCUGCGCCAGAAGCUGGUCGGUCUCGGUUACAAUGUUCCAGUUCGGUCCAACACCGAGGGCGAGGCUGUCUUUGACACUCUUGCCAUUGAGCUCGGUGAUGCUGCUGAGGCUGAUGCCAUUGUUGCUGCCGCUCGCGAUGCUUCCAUCUUCCUCCGCCGUCUCGGCGGUAACAAGGUUGGUCUCUCUCUUGACGAGACCGUUGGCCGUGAUGAGAUCAAGGACAUCCUAAAGGUUUUUGCCGCUCACAAGGGCGCUGCCCCUGUUGAGGUUGAUGGUACUCUCUCCGUCGCAUCUAUCCCUGCUAGCUUGGAGCGUACCUCUGAGUUCUUGACUCACCCUGUGUUCAACACCCACCACUCCGAGACUGAGAUGCUGCGUUACAUCCACCACCUUGAGUCGAAGGAUCUGUCUCUGGCGCACUCCAUGAUUCCUCUUGGAUCCUGCACCAUGAAGCUCAACGCUACCACUGAAAUGAUCCCCGUUUCUUGGCCCGAGUUCUCCAACAUUCACCCCUUCAUGCCUGCUGACAAGGCCAAGGGCUAUAUCCAGAUGAUCGAUGAUCUCGAGGCUCAGCUCGCCGAUAUCACUGGCAUGGCUGAGGUCACCGUGCAGCCCAACUCUGGUGCUCAGGGUGAGUUCGCCGGUCUGCGUGUGAUCAAGAAGUACCAGGAGGCCCAGGGUGACAACCAGCGCAACGUCUGCUUGAUCCCCGCCUCUGCUCACGGUACCAACCCUGCCAGUGCGGCUAUGGCUGGUAUGCGUGUUGUCACCAUCAAGUGUGACACCAAGACUGGUAACCUGGAUCUGGGUGAUCUCAAGACCAAGUGUGAGAAGCAUAAGGAUGAGCUGGCCGCGUUCAUGAUUACCUACCCCAGUACAUUUGGUGUGUUCGAGCCCGGUGCCAAGGAGGCUUGUCGCCUGGUGCACGAGUUCGGCGGCCAGGUCUACAUGGAUGGUGCCAACAUGAACGCCCAGAUUGGUCUGUGCUCUCCUGGCGAGAUCGGUGCUGACGUCUGCCACUUGAACCUGCACAAGACUUUCUGUAUUCCCCACGGUGGUGGUGGUCCUGGUGUUGGCCCCAUUGGUGUCGCCAAGCACCUGGCUCCUUACCUGCCUUCUCACCCUACCAGCGAUGCCAGCAUUCUCCCCAUCACCUUCAACUACAUCAAUAUGAUGGGUGAGCGCGGCCUGACCCACGCUACCAAGAUCACUCUCCUCAACGCCAACUACAUCAUGUCCCGUCUCAAGCCCCACUACCCAAUCCUGUACACUAACGAGCACGGUCGCUGUGCUCACGAGUUCAUCCUCGAUGUGCGUGGAUUCAAGGAGACCUGCGGUGUCGAGGCCAUCGACAUUGCCAAGCGUCUCCAGGACUACGGCUUCCACGCUCCCACCAUGUCCUGGCCCGUCGCCAACACCCUGAUGAUCGAGCCCACAGAAUCAGAGAACAAGGCCGAGCUGGACCGCUUCAUCAACGCCCUGAUCUCUAUCCGUGGUGAGAUCGCUGAGGUGGAAGCUGGCAAGCAACCUCGCGAGGGUAACGUUCUGAAGAACUCACCACACACCCAGCGGGAUCUGCUUCAAAGCGAGUGGAAUCGCCCCUACACUCGUGAACAAGCGGCGUACCCUGUGCCCUGGUUGUUGGAGAAGAAGUUCUGGCCCACAGUCACUCGUGUUGAUGAUGCUUUCGGUGACCAGAAUCUGUUCUGCACUUGUGGCCCUGUCGAAGACAGUGAAUAG
This is a messenger RNA of Penicillium malachiteum, 3132 nucleotides long. Its product is annotated as glycine decarboxylase subunit P. Gene Ontology annotation, molecular function: glycine binding; glycine dehydrogenase (decarboxylating) activity; pyridoxal phosphate binding. The record is from RefSeq and is a predicted model, not a curated record. Gene Ontology annotation, biological process: glycine decarboxylation via glycine cleavage system. Gene Ontology annotation, cellular component: mitochondrion; glycine cleavage complex. The coding region runs from base 1 to 3132 and encodes 1043 amino acids. The transcript is spliced from 3 exons. Lineage: Eukaryota; Fungi; Ascomycota; Eurotiomycetes; Eurotiales; Aspergillaceae.